UUGUCCUUUUUUCCCCUUGGUUUUAAGCAGCUAAAGGAGAACAUUGAGCAGUUCUUCACCAAAUUUGUGGAUGAGGGGAGAGCCACUGUUCGGUUAAAGGAGCCUCCUGUGGAUAUCUAUCUAAGUAAGGAUUCCAUAUGGCUCUCAUAUCAUUCCUUUCCAUCUUUGCGAAGAUUUGGAUACUGCAAAAACCUGUGUUUGUGGAAAAUUUUGUCUAAGCUGUUUUAUUCAAGGAACUUCUACCAUGAAUCUACACUCUGUUGCUCACACUGUGGUCUUAGUAGAUAA
Messenger RNA from Ceratotherium simum simum (southern white rhinoceros), 288 nucleotides. Lineage: Eukaryota; Metazoa; Chordata; Mammalia; Perissodactyla; Rhinocerotidae. The record is from RefSeq and is a predicted model, not a curated record.